Messenger RNA from Python bivittatus (Burmese python), 1193 nucleotides. RefSeq names its product BUD23 rRNA methyltransferase and ribosome maturation factor (gene BUD23). The record is from RefSeq and is a predicted model, not a curated record. Gene Ontology annotation, cellular component: nucleolus. Gene Ontology annotation, biological process: rRNA (guanine-N7)-methylation. Lineage: Eukaryota; Metazoa; Chordata; Lepidosauria; Squamata; Pythonidae. Gene Ontology annotation, molecular function: rRNA (guanine) methyltransferase activity.
AUGAUAGGAUUGGGGUCGCGUAAGAGUGACGUACGAAGGUAAGCAGCAUGGCAGCCUGCGGAAAGAGGCCUGAGCAUCGCGGACCCCCUGAGCUGUUCUAUGAUGAAUCUGAAGCUCGGAAAUACACACAUAACUCUCGAAUGAUUGAGAUUCAGUCUCAGAUGUCUGAACGGGCUGUGGAAUUGCUGGGUCUCCCAGAUGAUCGUCCAUGUUUUUUGCUGGAUGUUGGCUGUGGCUCUGGUUUAAGUGGUGAUUAUAUCUCUGAGGAAGGGCACUGUUGGGUUGGCAUGGACAUCAGUCCUGCAAUGCUUGAUGUAGCCGUGGAGAGAGAAGUGGAGGGAGACCUGAUGCUAGCAGAUAUGGGCCAGGGAAUUCCCUUCCGACCUGGAACAUUUGAUGGCUGUAUCAGUAUUUCUGCAGUUCAGUGGCUCUGUAAUGCUGAUAAGAAGACUCACAGCCCUCCAAAGCGACUAUAUCGGUUCUUCUCAACUCUCUAUACUGCUCUGGCCCGAGGAGCCCGUGCUGUUCUACAGUUAUACCCAGAAAACUCUCAGCAGCUGGAGCUCAUCACCACCCAAGCCAUGAAGGCGGGUUUCACUGGUGGCAUGGUGGUAGACUACCCCAAUAGUGCCAAAGCCAAAAAGUUCUUUCUCUGUCUCUUUGCUGGCAUAACUGAUGUAUUACCAAAGGGUCUCGGCACAGAGUGCAAUGAAGAAGAGACAACACAGGCCACAUUCACCAAUGAAAGAAUCCGGUUUAGAAACGCCAAAGGGAAGUCAGUGAAGAAGAGUAGGGACUGGGUAUUGGAGAAGAAAGAACGGAGGCGGCGGCAGGGCAAGAAUGUGCGAAUGGACACAAAAUACACAGGUCGCAAGCGGAGACCUCACUUCUGACUUCCUGCUAAUUGGACUACAGUAGUUCUUUGGAGUUUUUUGCACUGGGCUUUUUUGAACAGGAGGAUGCAGAUUCAUAGUCUGAACAGAACCUGCUGAAGACCCCCAGGCUGGUCACAGUCCCUUCUUUGUUCUAACCCCUUUGAAAAUGACUUCUCACUGAGAAUAUGGGAUCCAGUCGAUUCACUAUGUUUCUCUGCUGCCAGACUGCCAGAACCACCUUCUAUUCCUGAUGGCUUCAGAUUUGGUUGUGUCAAUUUUACUUCCCCAGCUCUCAAUUAAAUGAGGUCUUGGAAAUGG